This is a messenger RNA of Micropterus dolomieu (smallmouth bass), 3296 nucleotides long. It is a transcript of the gene znf366, whose product is annotated as zinc finger protein 366. The record is from RefSeq and is a predicted model, not a curated record. The coding region runs from base 88 to 2475 and encodes 795 amino acids. Gene Ontology annotation, biological process: regulation of transcription by RNA polymerase II. Gene Ontology annotation, molecular function: DNA-binding transcription activator activity, RNA polymerase II-specific; RNA polymerase II cis-regulatory region sequence-specific DNA binding. Lineage: Eukaryota; Metazoa; Chordata; Actinopteri; Centrarchiformes; Centrarchidae. Gene Ontology annotation, cellular component: nucleus. The transcript is spliced from 7 exons.
GAGAGAACGCAGGUACAGGUACAACAGCAGCAGCUGCAGCAGCACUUCAGCCACAGCAUCACAGAAAACACACUGAACUGAAAGAAGAUGGAAACAGACAGAGUGAAUUUCCCGCCAGUAAGAAGUCCUCCUUUCAGAGAUGAGCUAAGACAAGCAUCGCGGCACAGUUUCUACUUAAACCCACCUCCGCUUUAUAUUAAGCCCCCAGAAUUCUCCCCCACCAGUUAUCCCAGCAUAUCACCCACCACAGACACCUACGCUGCAUUCAGCCCACCUGCUUUCUUUCCCAUGCUCGGCCCAGCUUAUACCCAAAAGGAAGGAUCUCAAAAACGCAAAAGAACUCCUUUUAAAAUGGACGCCACAGGAGGUGACUCUUCUGACAGAGGAGCAGAGGAGGCAGACGAAAGCAGCAGUAAGAAGUCAGUGAACCACAUGCCCUACUCCCUCUCGCCUCACCCCAUUCCUUCUUCAUCUCUAAAGCCCAUCCCUGGUAUGAUUGAGCUAAACAGACUGCAGCUCCAUCACAGAUCGCCAGGAAUAAUUCUACCUGAGCAGGUGAAACAGGAGCCUGUCAGUCCUUCCCCUGUUUGGCCUCCUUCUCCUCUCCUCCUCCACCCUCCCUACUUCCCGUCUCUCCACCACAGCCUCCUUCCAUACCCCUUCUUCAUGCCCGGCCAUGUCAUGCACCUCUCCCCUGGUUCUUUCUACCCAAGAGAGGAACUCCGCCCCAGGCAUCGAAGUCGUGAGGGACCUCCUCGCAGUGGGACGACCACUGCUGAAAAGCUCGGUCUCAACGUCCACGUGGAUGACAGUUAUUAUGUAGACGUGGGAGGCGACCAGAAGAGAUGGAAGUGUCGUAUGUGUGAGAAGUCCUACACCUCCAAGUACAACCUGGUCACACACAUCCUGGGGCACAACGGCAUCAAGCCACAUGGCUGCCACCUGUGUGGGAAGCUGUUUAAGCAGCUGAGCCACCUGCACACACACCUGCUCACUCACCAGGGCAUGAGACCCCACAAGUGCCAGGUGUGCCACAAGGCCUUCACUCAGACCAGCCACCUGAAGAGACACAUGAUGCAGCACAGUGAUGUGAAGCCGUACAGCUGCAGUGUGUGUGGCCGAGGUUUUGCUUACCCCAGUGAGCUUCGCGCCCAUGAGCUGAAGCAUGAGAAAGGCCAGGAGAACGUAUGUGUUGAGUGUGGUCUGGAUUUCCCCACGCUGGCCCAGCUGAAGAGGCACCUGACAGCCCAUCGUGGCCCCACCCUGUACAGGUGUGCAGAGUGCCAGAAGACUUUCCAGUACCCGAGCCAGCUUCAGAACCACAUGAUGAAACACAAAGACAUCAGACCGUACAUCUGCAGUGAGUGUGGGAUGGAGUUCAUCCAGUCACACCACCUGAAACAGCACACGCUCACCCACAAAGGGGUGAAGGAGCACAAGUGUCGCAUCUGUGGUCGUGAGUUCACCCUGUUGGCCAACAUGAAGCGCCAUGUCCUCAUCCACACCAACAUACGGGCCUACCAGUGCCACAUGUGCUUCAAGAGUUUCGUCCAAAAACAGACUCUCAAGGCUCACAUGAUUGUCCACUCGGACAUCAAGCCCUAUAAAUGCAAGCUUUGUGGGAAGGAGUUCAACAGGAUGCACAACCUAAUGGGACACAUGCAUCUCCACUCAGACAGCAAACCAUUCAAAUGCCUUUACUGCCCGAGCAAGUUCACGCUGAAGGGAAACCUCACCAGACACAUGAAGGUCAAACAUGGCGUCAUGGACAGAGGGCUGGAUGAAAGAUUGUUUAGGCAAAGAGGACGAUUCUGCCUGUCCACUCCCAUGGGCCUCCUCAGCCACUUCAGCCAAGAGGAGCCAUUUGACCUUUCCCAGAAGCCCCCGGGCCUGCCCAGCCUCCGCCACUCGCAGUCUGAUGGCGAGAGCGUCCCUGGAAGCUCAUGUCAGGAGGAGGAUGAGGAGAGUUUGUACAGAAGGAGCCAGUACAGCCCUGAGGUGGACCAACAGGAGCCGGCAAGUGAGGACCAGUACAUCCGUGAGCUGGAGGAGAGAGGGCAGCAGUCUCCAGAUGAACUAAGGUCCGGGGAGGAGCAGAAACAAAUGUAUCAGCGUAGUUUAGAUGAACAGAAAUAUGAGAGGGAGUCAGCAGAAGAAGGACACUCUGUAGAUCCAGGAAGUGACCAGGUGCAGCUAUUACAGUCAGGAGACACAUCUGAGGUGACCUAUGAAUCUGAUUCAGAGCUAGAUGAUCAGUUGUCUCACAAUGAGACAGGCAAUAGACAGUCGUAUGACUAUGACUCUGAUUCAGAACUUGAAGAUCAUCACUCAAAACUAGAUGAGUCAGAGCAAAGCAAAACGCAGAUGGAUGGCUUUUGUGACGAAGCCACCGAUGUAGCAGAAAGGAAUGAGAGCAGGUCAGAAACAGGUGAAUUCAUGGGAGUUACGGGUCCACGGGAUGAAGAAGAUGAUUAAGAAUGAGGGAAAAUUAGAUUAAGAAUGAGAAGUACAUGUAGGUUUUUGAGAAAGUUUAUGUUUUUUUGACAGGAAAAUGGAGAGGAUGUUUAGGAGGGACGCCCCCCAGGAGAGAGUAAAGUGUGUUAGGUCUCUAAACAAAACUGAUUAUAGAGGAUGUGGUGUAGUUAGCACAAACAGAGAAAGAUGAACAUAUCGUGUUUAUUAACAGAGCAAAAAAUACAAAUGAAGUAAGAAAUACAAAGCUGUGAAGCAAACUGCAUGUACAUAACAUAUCAUACUCUGAUUAAUAGCCACUGACAGAAGGUUUAUGCGCCUUUAUGAGUGGAAAAGUAUGAUUAGGGCGUAGCCUUUUUGAAAAUGAAAUGCAAAAUUAUAUUUAAAGUUUUAGUUUUUUUUACAAAUAAUUGAGAGUUUUGAAUUUGAACUUUGACUCUCUUUUCGGUGUAAAUCUAUGAAAAAUGUGUUAUCGCUCAAAACAUUGCGUGUUUUUCAUGGUUAUUCUAUUAUUUUUGUUUGUUUGUUUAUGGGACAUUGUACCCAAAGUAAUAUUGGGUGUAAUAAUGUAGUUUUUGACAGAUACAAAUUUGGCAAAGCUUGAGUUUUUCAAAUCCUUUCAGUGUUUUUAUGAACCAAACUGUGAUUUUGCCUUUUUAAUGUCUAAUGUUUAGAUUUUUUUUCUAUCUAUAUGCUUUUGUUAUUUCAGUUUUAAGGGGAUGACGUGUUUUUAUUGUAUGACAUUGUAAUGGUGGACACCUGAAUCUGAUUGUGCAAGAUAAAUACAAGAAUAAAAGCUUGAACGCAUGAACCUGUGCAAUGAA